Molecule: messenger RNA, 3107 nt
Organism: Columba livia (rock pigeon)
Lineage: Eukaryota; Metazoa; Chordata; Aves; Columbiformes; Columbidae
Gene: NICOL1
Product: NELL2 interacting cell ontogeny regulator 1
Exons: 4
Coding region: 580-807 (75 amino acids)
Source: RefSeq, a predicted model, not a curated record
GCUUCAUUUUCAGUGUAGUUUAACAAAACUCAUAAUGGAGACUUCCACAGAGCACAGGGCACCAUCAACAGGCCCUGGAACUUCAUUUUUUCCAAGGAAACUUCUGAGAUUUCAUCUCAUUUGAAACCUCCCAGAACAAAAUCUCACUCUAAGUGAGUUACAGCUAAAGAAAGGGAUGGGAGCUGCAUAUUUCAACAGAGUCCCUUUGGGAACAAAAGCAACAAACACAAAAAUUGCCUAAGAGCCCCUCAUGCAGGUGGCGGCGGCCAGUGUUGUCCACGGAGAGAACAUGGCCUUUGAGGAGCGGAGGUAGAGGAGGACUACAGCAGCAACCAUCCACUACAUCGUGGUCCCUUUAAAUCUUCUUCUCCACUUGGCAGCUCCAAUUUUUCAGUGUUGCUAUAGCAAAUCUCCAUGGCAAUGACCCUGAUGAGGGAAGGGGGGAUGCAGGGGGGGACACGCAUGCUCAGAGUGGCUGCUGGAGCCUCGCCUGCUCGCUACAGCUGCUCCAAGGCUCUGGCACCCAGGCGAAGAGAAAGAUCAGGCAAGGGGAGAAAGCUUUAAUUAUUGACGAGAGUGAUGGCGUUGCCGUCUGUCUGGAGCACGAUGCAUGUGGCGGUUCUGGUCUUCUCGGUGGCUGGCCUGCUGAGUGUGAGGCUUGUGGUGGCCAGCCAGGACUCUGGGAGUGCCAUCCCUGCAGAAAGUCGUCCCUGUGUUGACUGUCAUGCAUUUGAGUUCAUGCAGAGGGCGUUGCAGGAUUUAAAGAAGACGGCGUAUAAUCUAGACACACGGAAACCCUCCUCCUGAGAGCGGAAAAGAGAGGCCUGUGUGAUUGCUUUCGCGCAAUACACUGAAAUGAGCACUGGGAUUUGGCCAAUGGACAUUUAUUAAUUUUUAAAAUGCUGUUCAUUAAAUUGCAGGAAGAUACAGAGUGCAAGUUGUGCCACAUUGCAAGGAGAACGAUUUUUAUCCAAACAGGUACAGCUCAGUUAGAUCAUUUAUGCUUUGAUCUGUUUUAUCCUUACUCUACGUGAUAUUGCAUCUGCUGAAAUGUCAACAGAAGAAACAGUGCCAAAGUCUCGCUCGUGGUUUUUAUGCAAGGAUAGCAUCUCGCUUUUCGGGUAUUUCAAGCCAAAAAUUGUCCUUGGACUCUCAGGUCAACACCUCAGCACAUGGGAAUUGCCAUAGAUCUGUAAAAGUCAGUAGAGUCAAAUUCUCUAAUGUAUUUAUGGUAGAAUGUAUCCCCAACAUGAAAAGGAAGCUACUUUGCAAUGAUGCAUAGCUAAACAUUUACAAACACGCGGUCAUGGCUUUAUAGAGAAAUUAAUAGUUGUCACUGGCUGCUUGGCAGUCCAAGGAAGGUAUUUGUUCCCGAUUGUAUCAAUAGUUCAGUGCAUAGCAAACACAGCAAUCUGUAUUAUAAUUUUAAUUUCUUCAGAGCCACACAGUAGCUGUGAUCUUUUUGGAGAGAUUUAUUAAGUAUCUAAUGUGAUCAGUAACAUUUGUAAUCACAUGAAUACUGCCUGGCAAUCGAAGUGAUUGCCUCUGCCAAAAUCUUCCGGAGAAGUGUCUUUCAUUAAGCAAAUCACAUACUGGAUUGAGCCACUCAAAGUGGCCCCUACAGAGAGUUUGGCAGAGCGCCUAUGGAAUGCCUGCGUGCCCAGGAGUCUCCUGCAAACUGAAUUUUGAGAAAUAAUUAAAUUCUCCCAAAACGGGCCAUAGCUCUUGCAUGGACUUUACACUCCGUAGCGGUGGGUUAUAGUGCUGCUAUUAAUAUUCCUGCUGCAGUCAGUGUGAGACAGGAGAGAGCAAAACAAUUUAAGCAGUGUUAGUAGUAGUAGUAGUAGACAAGGUUGUGCCUUGUUACUCCUUGAAAAAGAACAGCAGAUCCUUUCUCACUGUCUUCCUUUUUUCCUUUGUUUUGGGGAGGAGAGCAGAAAGUGACCCCAGUGGAAUGUUCUUGUUGAUAAUAACAGAUUUUUCACAGGGCUUAAAAUAUCAUCCACAAAGUCUAAUAAACAGAGAUUUGUAAAUCAACUAGAGCAUCUAGCUCUGUACAGGCUAGAAACUUUUAUACAAAUAAGAGCAAGGGAGCAGUAUCAACAGCAGUGGUUUACAAAUUUUACCAAUUCUUAUUAAUAUUUCUGUCUGCCCAUAAGUGGCUGAUAUUUUGCUGUCAGGCUGCUCAGUAAGUGAUGACGGUAGUGAUCUGUGUGUUUCCAAACUGCUUCUGUCCCACUUUAUCUACCACUUUGGGCACAGGGAAACAGGGAACUGUGACCCACUGCCAAGUGACUAUUUUGUGUGCAGUCACACUUGGUAACAGAAAGGAGCAUAUUACCAUAUACUCUGCCAAAGUUUUCUGAAAGGUAUGUGGUUCUCAGCAACGAGAACCUUCCUUGCACCUGCAUUUCAAGUAGGAAAUUCAAUUUGUCCUUUGUAGUAUUCUAGAAAAACCCUUUACAGGUCACAAGGAUCUCGUUUGUAUAAAAGAGAAGCAGCAUGACGCAGCAACACUUUGCUCCCAGUAACAUUUCACUCCACUGUAGCACUGGUUACUGACCCAUGGGAAGCAACGGAGCUUCUUAUCAUAGACAGCAUUUUAUUGGACAGAUAAAACAAUAGUUUUAAUACAACUCCUUUGCAAAAUACCAAGCUUAGGUUACUUUACUUCCACUUAGAUUUCAACCAAAGUAAUACACGGAUUUUGAGUUGGCUUUUUGCAGGAGGUGGAGCUCCAGCACUGAGCAGGUGAAUUUUCCAGCACAGCUCAGUUUUCCGGGGGCAGCGUGUAUAUAGUUUUCUCUUGCUAUUAUGCAUGAUUAUUCUGCUGGUACCUUAAAGAAUCUUGCGAAGUCCUGUUAGCAAGCACUGGGGUUUUUUUUGGCUGUGUUUCUAUUUAGAAAAAGGUUUGCUCACAGAUGAAUUUUGAUAUAUGCAGCUUGUUACAAUAAAAAGGUGGAAUGAAUGACAAGUGGAUGUUCUCUGACUCCCAAAGAGAUCAGAGUGACACUGCAACUUUACAGUUGUAAUGGCAGUGAUUAUUCUGUAUGUAUUCUUCUUUGUCUAUAGUACAAUACAAUAAAAAGGCAAGAUGCAUUACAGUA